Molecule: messenger RNA, 2565 nt
Organism: Macrobrachium nipponense
Lineage: Eukaryota; Metazoa; Arthropoda; Malacostraca; Decapoda; Palaemonidae
Product: trichohyalin-like
Exons: 2
Coding region: 1-2565 (854 amino acids)
Source: RefSeq, a predicted model, not a curated record
AUGUUAACUGGAUUGUGGACGUUCCUAGCAGGAACAUUUAGUCUGUGUUAUAGUCGCCUCGGAAAGGAGGCUUCUUUGUCACUUGGCCCCAGAUCUGUGGAAGACGAUCGGGGAUAUGGAUUUCUAUCGAUGAACGGAGGACAGAAAUGUUGUCCCGGGAACAGGAGAAAGACCAGGAUCCCGCAACAGAAUCUGAAGAAGAUGUCGAGACGGACGAAGAAGGUACUUCGGCUGAUUGACCUGAUAAAGAAGUUCCAGGACUCGGGAAUGAAAAGAAAUCCGUCAGGCCAACGAAGGCCAGCUGGACCUCCUCCUGUCAGGAACCCCAAAGGACGUCAUAAAAGGAGGAUACCAAAGCCAUCUGUACCCGAAGAGCCCAAAAUCCACGGUAGACGGAGGGCAGCAGGAGCAGGAGCACCUUUUAAAGAAGAGCCCCGAAAAGGGGGUAAAUGGAAUCGCGUCGAACCACCCGUUAUGCUCAAGAAAUGGAAGAACAUACUAAAGGAAAGAGACCGACUCGUGAUUGCAUUAUUAGUCCAGAUGGAAGGGUUGUAUGCAGUCACGAAAAAUGUCUCGUUGAUAAACCAUUUGGAUAGGCACGUCUCUGAACUUGAAGCGGCCAAAAGGCACAAUAUGAAACUGGUGAUUGAAAAAGUCAAGCAGUGCCGCUGCCAAGUUUCAGAGCAGAAGAAAAGAAAGGACGAGAUGUCAGAGCCUCGCAUUGGCCGACGCAAACUGACAAAGUUGCUGGCUGAAAAGAGACUUUUAAUGGAUGAACUGUUUGUACAAGAAGAAGGCCUUGAUCCAACCGAAGAAAACCUCUCCAUGAUAUAUCACUUGGAUGGUCACUUAUUGGACCUCCAGUUGGCUGGAGUAGGCGCAAUGGGCGCAGUCGUGGCAGAGACCAAGAACUGCCGAUGCCAAGCCAUUAAACGGAGGACGAUGAACGAACAAAGGGAAGACUUGAUCUAUGAGCUCAUGGUGCAGAUCGAAAGAAAGCAUCCAACUUCGGCAAAUCUCGAGGCCAUAGAUCACCUGGAGAGUCACAUCUGGGACCUCGAUAUUGCUUCAGCCGAUGAGCUCAGAGUUGUGAUCAGAAAUAUCAAGAACUGCGCCUGUCAAGCUGCGCUGCCUAAGGACUUCAAUAAAGUUCGGGAGAGGAAGGGGUGCUUUAGGCAGAGAGGUUGGAGGAACGCUCUCAUGGAGAGGAAUAAUUUAAUGAAGAAAUUGUCGGCACAAUUAAAAGCCAUUGACGACAGCUAUAGAGAAAGCCACUACUCGCUGAUUAAACACUUGCAGAGACACCUGUGGCUCCCUCCAAGAGCGAAAGAGGGAGACAUUCAAUUCCUCACGGAAAAAGCCCACAAAUGUUGGUGCCAGACUCUGGGUCAAUGCGAAACUUAUGAACCAGCAAUGGCCAGACAAGGAACGGAGAGGACUGUAGAACAUUCGUCCCCUAUUGGAUUUGCAUAUAGACCAGACGACAGAGCUGUUUCAUGGGAGAAAACCGGAGAAUCUUCGCCACAGGAGCUUUCCCCAGAGAGGCAGCAGAGAGGAGAGUUCCAAGGUCGGGAGAUUCCCAGGAGACGUGAUAUCUUCACCAGCAUCAAUGAGGCUGAACCCUUUCUCGCCAACAUCGUCGGGCAGCAACUCCUACAGCAAGUCCAAGAGGAAAGGAACGCCCUCAAUGAAAAGAUAAAAGAGUUCGACGAAGGGAGAGAGCUUUUGAAUAAUGAGAGGCGUACUCUUGAAGCUGAAAGGGAACGCUUCAACCAGGAAAAGAGAGAGGAACUGAGAAGACAAAGAGAGAAUCUCAUUAAGAAUGAAGAGAAAUUCGUUAAGGAAUUAAUGGACUUGAAAUUGGAUAGGGAAGCCUUCCAGAAAGAGAAGGAGACGUUCUACUUGGACUACGUUGACAAGAAAGCAGAACUGAUAAGAGAAAAGGAGAACCUCACCAAGAAGCAGGAGAGGCUCGCUAAGGAAGCAAUGGACUUGAAAUUGGAUAGGGAAGCCCUCCAAAAAGAGAAGAAGACGUUCUACUUGGACUACAUUGACAGGAAAGAAGAACUGAUAAGAGAAGAAGAGAACCUCACCGAGAAUCUCGAGAGGGUCGCUAAGGAAGCAAUGGACUUGAAAUUGGAUAGGGAAGCCCUCUAUAUCCAAGUCGAUGAAAUGAGAGGAGAACUAAGAAAAGAAAAAGAGGAACUCAUCACAGAGCAAGAGAUGCUCAGGAUGGACAUUGCUGCCUUCAACCAGGAGAAAGAAGAAUUCUAUCGGAUGCAAGACCCAAAAGAAAAGAAAGACAAACAGAAAAGAGAUUUGAGACUUAAGGAAAAGUCUCAGGAUACAUGCAGCAGAUCAGUCGGCAUUGAAACAAAGACACAGGGGCCAAACAGCAUGCAGCUUAUGAGCGAGGAAUUAAAAAGAUUCAUGGAACGUUUUAAUAAAGAAGUUAAUGCAAGCACGAAGUAUAGAAGGAAUGACACCCAACAGCUGUUCGUAGGAAGGAGGACCAGCUCUCAGGAUGAGAGCCAAGAAAAACCAGAAGAAACAGACUUUGAUUAA